AUGUCAGCACAAGAUAAUCGCAACUUCCACAGGUUAGGGAUAUCGGUGUAUAUUGGUAUCGGAGCUGGAAAGCCUAGAGCUAAAUGGCUCGAAUGA
Messenger RNA from Sclerotinia sclerotiorum 1980 UF-70, 96 nucleotides. RefSeq lists its product with no specific name. The coding region runs from base 1 to 96 and encodes 31 amino acids. NCBI's taxonomy places the organism in Eukaryota, Fungi, Ascomycota, Leotiomycetes, Helotiales, Sclerotiniaceae. The transcript has 2 exons. The record is from RefSeq and is a predicted model, not a curated record.